This is a messenger RNA of Maylandia zebra (zebra mbuna), 861 nucleotides long. RefSeq names its product zinc finger, matrin-type 5 (gene zmat5). The record is from RefSeq and is a predicted model, not a curated record. Gene Ontology annotation, cellular component: U12-type spliceosomal complex. NCBI's taxonomy places the organism in Eukaryota, Metazoa, Chordata, Actinopteri, Cichliformes, Cichlidae. Gene Ontology annotation, molecular function: zinc ion binding.
GCCGGAUGCUAAUAAACAGAUACCCGGUACCUUUUGUUAGGACAACCCCUUUGCCACCUAGAUUGUAGCCAGCAUGCUAUAAUCUCGUCGGGGAUAAAUAUUUGAGGUGUUUAAAGGUGAUAUUGCAAUACUCCGAACACAACUUUGACCAUGGGGAAGAGGUACUACUGUGACUACUGCGACCGGUCCUUUCAGGACAACAUGCAUAACAGAAAAAAGCAUCUGAAUGGUGUUCAGCAUCACCGAGCAAAAAAAGCUUGGUUUGACAAUUUUAGAGACUCUGCAGCUAUUCUGAAUGAUGAGCAAGAAAAGAAGCCCUGCAGGAAGUUUCUCCAAAAAGGAAUUUGUGAUUUUGGCUCCAACUGCAGGUUUUCUCAUAUGACAGAAGAAGAGCUAUUUAACUUACAAAGACAGGUGGAAGAUGAAAGACAACACAGAGAGGACUCUGAGGACAGAAUUAUGCCUGGACGAAGUAUAGAAGAAUGGCUCUCGAGAAGGGAAAAGAAGAGAGCUGCCCUCGGUAGUAAAGGAGAUCUAAAAACCGAGGAAGACAGUGAGGAAAGUCAAGCAGAAAAUGGCAUACUUCAGCAGCUCCUCUCCAUUCUUGACCUACCGCCCUCACUUCAACCCCCUCCUCCAGGCGGGUGGAAAAUCAACAUGAACACUGAGUGGGGUUGAGUGACAUUCGCUUUGAGGGUUCAGAUGACUGUUAAGCCAAUACCUAACAUUAAUAAAAGGAGGAAUAGUUCAGAAAACCAAUAUUAUUUUAGUUUUUUAAGGAUUUUCAACAUGAAAGGAAGAUUUCACUUGUUGUUUGUUGCUGUUUUUCGUUUGAAUAAUAAAUUUACUUCUCUUAGAUGA